GAAAAGAAUCGAAUAUUUUCUCGAUCUCUCUCUCUCUCUCUGUACAGUCGAAUUGUUGUCUGAAGGAUGACUACUCUCGCUAAUUCUUUCGUUUCAGUACCGAACCAACGGAAUCAGUUGUUUUCUGGUUCAUUGAUGCAAGCAGACCAAUGCCUUGGCUCCACUAAUCUGUGUAUUGGCCACAGUGGAACAACUAAACUAAAGAAGCACAGGAAAUCACUUAUUGUGCGAGCUGGAACAAAUGAUGAUAGACUAGGUGGAGCCAGCUUAUUUGUUGGUGGCUUUGUAUUGGGAGGAAUUGUUGUUGGAACAUUAGGCGCCAUAUAUGCACCCCAGAUUAGCAAGGCACUUGCAGGGGCAGACCGAAAAGAUUUAAUGAGGAAGCUGCCAAAAUUUAUAUAUGAUGAAGAAAAAGCCUUGGAGAAAACACGCAAGAUACUGACGGAUAAGAUUGCUCAGCUGAACUCUGCAAUAGACGAUGUUUCUGCUCAACUGCGUGCCGAUGACCCUCCAAACGGAUCAUCAGUGACCACCAAUGGAGUUGAAGCUUCCUCGUACUGACCAUGUUCAAAAGUAUGUUAUAUAUUAUCACAAAUUUAAGAUUCCUAGGAAUCAUUGAUGAUUGAUUGUGUUCACUGUUCGGUCUUCACUGAUUGUUUGAGAUGGUUGGUUUGGUUCUUGAUAAUUGUUGUUAUCCUCCUGCUAAUCGACUUGAUCGUGUUAC
Cynara cardunculus var. scolymus (artichoke) is the source of this 724-nucleotide messenger RNA. RefSeq lists its product as uncharacterized. The record is from RefSeq and is a predicted model, not a curated record. The transcript has 5 exons. Gene Ontology annotation, cellular component: chloroplast inner membrane; chloroplast thylakoid membrane. NCBI's taxonomy places the organism in Eukaryota, Viridiplantae, Streptophyta, Magnoliopsida, Asterales, Asteraceae. The coding region runs from base 67 to 561 and encodes 164 amino acids.